Messenger RNA from Ziziphus jujuba (common jujube), 3805 nucleotides. Its product is annotated as phosphatidylinositol 4-phosphate 5-kinase 1. Gene Ontology annotation, molecular function: ATP binding; 1-phosphatidylinositol-4-phosphate 5-kinase activity. Bases 602 to 2947 code for a protein of 781 amino acids. Gene Ontology annotation, biological process: phosphatidylinositol metabolic process. The transcript has 8 exons. The record is from RefSeq and is a predicted model, not a curated record. NCBI's taxonomy places the organism in Eukaryota, Viridiplantae, Streptophyta, Magnoliopsida, Rosales, Rhamnaceae.
GUAUAGCAACGUUUCCAAGAAAAAAGCCGGCUCAUUACUCCUCUCUCUCUCUCUCUCUUAAAACAACUUUUUCAUUUUCAUUUUUAUUUUUAAGUUUUUGGGAUUUUGAAUUAUCUCUCUUUUCUUUUAACACACACACACACACAUACAUACUCUCUCUCUACCCCUUUUCUCCUCUGUGCACCUUGUGUUUGUUUGUAGGAUUCCCACCUAUUUUCCCAAACACAAAGCACUAAAAGAGAAAGAGAAAGAAGAAAGAAGCAAAGAAAGAAGAGGAAAGAGCGACAUAGACAUAAAACGUUUUAGAUAGAGAAAAAAGACAAAAAAAAGCAACUUCUAGAGAGAGAAACCGCCGGAGAUGCUCACGGUUUUGUAUUUUCCGGCGAGGUUUCUUCUUUCGGUCAGAGGGAUUUAAGGGAAAGAAAAAAAAAAAAAGGAAAGGAAAAGGAAUACAUAGUAAUAGUUGAGAGAAAAGAAAAGAAAAGAAAAGGAAAACAAACGGACAAACCGGAGGGAAAAAAUAGCUACGGGUAAAAUGCAGCAGUGACGUGGGUUUUUUGGAGGGUGAGAGAGAGAGAGAGAGAGAGUUUAUGAGCCGAAAAUGCGAGAAGCACUACACUGUGAUGACCCCAGCGACGUUGUUUCAACAACCAAGAAGAAGAAGUCAGACGAAGAUAAGCUAGACAAAGAGGUACCCAAAUCGCCGGCGCCUCCGGUUUUAGUCGUUGGCCGGAGCCGAUCCCAAGCCGGCACUCGAAGAGUCACGCCGACCACCACAGCCACCGCAGCAGCUGCAGAAGCCGCCGCCGCCGCCGCUGCUGGAGCCAUCGUCAUCGCUCCGUCGACGGUGGAGAAGCUCCUACCCAACGGAGAUCUUUACAUCGGGAGCUUCUCGGGGACCGUUCCGCACGGAUCGGGGAAGUACCUUUGGACCGACGGGUGCAUGUACGAAGGGGAGUGGCGCAGAGGCAAAGCCUCCGGUAAAGGAAAAUUCUCGUGGCCCUCCGGUGCCACCUACGAAGGCGAAUUCAAAUCGGGUCGGAUGGAAGGCUUCGGGACCUUCAUCGGAUCCGACGGCGACACGUACCGCGGGUCGUGGAGCUCGGAUCGGAAACACGGGUACGGACAGAAACGCUACGCCAACGGGGAUUUCUACGAAGGCUCGUGGAAGAGGAACCUCCAGGACGGUCAGGGUCGGUACGUGUGGAAGAACGGGAACGAGUACAAUGGCGAGUGGAAGAAUGGGGUUAUCUCCGGCAGAGGGGUCCUUAUCUGGGCUAACGGGAACCGUUACGACGGACAAUGGGAAAACGGUGUUCCUGUUGGGAACGGGGUUUUCGCUUGGCCCGAUGGGAGCUGCUAUGUGGGUAACUGGAACGAAGAUAUGAAAAUACAGCAACUGAAUGGUACUUUCUAUCCGGGUAGUGGUAAAGAGCUUAGCUUAAAAGCCAACGGUCCGUUUAUGGGUGAGAAUUUCACCAUCACAAUGAGGAAAAGGUCGUCGGUGGACGGAGCCAGAGGGAGCUUGGCCGAUAGGAAUUUCCCGAGGAUUUGUAUCUGGGAGUCCGAUGGAGAAGCUGGAGACAUUACGUGCGAUAUAAUCGAUAAUGUGGAGGCUUCGAUGUUUUACAGGGAUGGAACCGGGUUGGAUCAAGAUGGGUUCACACAGUUUAGGCGAAGUCCGUGUUGUUUCAACGGCGAGGCCAAGAAACCUGGACAGACCAUAUCAAAAGGGCAUAAGAACUACGAUUUGAUGCUUAAUCUUCAACUGGGUAUUAGGUAUUCUGUUGGAAAGCAUGCUUCGAUAGUGCGAGACCUUAAGCCGAGUGAUUUUGAUCCGAAGGAGAAGUUCUGGACGAGGUUUCCACCUGAAGGCUCAAAUAAAACACCACCCCAUCAAUCGAUCGAGUUCAGAUGGAAAGACUACUGUCCCAUGGUGUUUAGGCAUUUGAGGGAAUUAUUCCAAGUAGAUCCCGCUGAUUACAUGCUAGCUAUUUGUGGAAACGAUGCUCUUAGGGAGCUCUCUUCUCCAGGCAAGAGUGGUAGCUACUUUUACCUGACGCAGGAUGAUAGAUUUAUCAUAAAGACGGUGAAGAAAUCAGAAGUCAAGGUGCUUAUAAGGAUGCUUUCGAGUUAUCAUCAACAUGUUUGUCGUUAUGAAAAUUCCCUUGUCACAAAAUUCUAUGGCGUGCAUUGUGUCAAACCUAUUGGUGGACAGAAGACACGGUUCAUUGUCAUGGGCAAUUUGUUCUGCUCUGAGUAUAGGAUCCAUAGGCGAUUUGACCUUAAGGGGUCCUCCCAUGGCCGAACAACUGAUAAACCUGAAGGUGAAAUUGAUGAAACCACCACUCUCAAGGAUCUGGAUCUCAAUUUUGUGUUUCGCCUUCAACGUAAUUGGUUUGAAGAACUUAUGAAACAAAUUGAUCGAGAUUGUGAGUUCUUGGAAGCGGAAAGAAUAAUGGAUUAUAGUCUUUUGGUUGGUCUUCAUUUUCGCGAUGACAACACAUAUGACAAAAUGGGGCUGUCACCAUUUCUUUUGCGCAAUGGCAAGAAGGAUUCUUAUCAGAAUGAGAAAUUUAUGCGUGGCUGUCGCUUUCUUGAAGCAGAGUUACAAGACAUGGAUCGGAUAUUAGCUGGCCGGAAGCCAUUAAUCCGUUUGGGAGCAAAUAUGCCUGCCCGAGCAGAGCGGAUGGGUAGAAGGAGCGACUUUGAUCAGUACACCUCGGGUGGGGUUAGCCAUUUGACCCCUUCACGCAGUGGUGAAGUCUAUGAAGUGGUCCUUUAUUUUGGAAUAAUUGACAUCUUACAAGACUAUGAUAUCAGCAAGAAGUUGGAGCAUGCCUAUAAGUCUUUGCAAGCUGAUCCUAGUUCAAUCUCAGCAGUUGAUCCUAAGCUUUACUCGAGGAGAUUCCGGGAUUUCAUAGGGAGAAUUUUUGUUGAAGACUAGGCAGCAAACGCGGUGAAAAAUUGAACGUCAAGAUUGGUACAUUGGUACUGUUGGAACAAGGUACUCUGGCAGUCUAUGUCAAGUGUCAACCCCUUUUGGAAGUGGGUUGGAUCCAAAUCAAACAGCUCCGGGUGGCCAAUGGAGCAAAAACCUUGGUGGGCUAGAGAUCAGGCCACUGAACUGUGUGGCGGGCGGGUGAUUAGAGGAAUUCCGGUUGGAGGAGGUUUAUGGGGUUUGGGGGUUAUUUAUGGCUGAAUUUUGAAGUACAGCCAAGGUAUUGUGUUGGAAGGGCAGAUUCUUGUACAUUUAGCGGGGGGUGGAAAUUUGGAUUCUGAUUUUUUUUUCUUUUUUCCUUUUUUUUGGGUUCUUUUGGGUGAAAUUUUUGUGGUAAUCUCAAGGGAUGUGAAGAUUUGAAAAUUAGGUAUAGGGAACGGAGAGAAAUGUUUCCCAGAGAAAGAUUCAAAAAAAAAAAAAAAGGGAAAGGAGACUCGGAAUAAGAAAAGUGUACAGGCUUAUAGAAAAGAAUGGAUAGUUUAUGAAAUUUCAUCAUAUAUUUUUUUCUUCUUUUGAAAAAUGCUGGAAAAUCUCCUACUCCGAGAGGGAAGAGGAGGGUCCCAUGGGAAUCUCUCUUUCUCUCUCACUCUUUGGCUUGUGUUGUCUAAAAAUGGGAUUAUAAAAUGUGGGUAUAGAAAUGGGGUCAUUGGUCUGCUUUUGCAGUGAAAGUGAAGGCCUUGGAUAGGAAGAGUUGAGGGAAGAACAUGAAAAGGAGAGAAAGCAAGAGAAAGAUGCGCUGGCGUUUCUUGUUUUUGCCCACUUUGUUUGCUCCCUUUAAUAUUAUUAUUAUUAUUAUUAUUAUUA